AUGGACGCCGACGUCACGACAGAUUGUUUGAAUAAUUUAGAAAAUUUAAACAUACCUACGAGCUCCUGGGAUCCUAUAAUUAUAUUCCUUGUGAUACAAAAGUUAGACCCGGAGUCUCACAAAGAAUGGGAGCAGACAGCUUAUUCAAAAUUAGAGGACGAACUACCAACUUGGGAGAAUUUUAAGGAUUUCCUGCAGUCAAGAUACCGUACCUUAGAACUUGUAUUGUCCGUGUCAGGGACUUGUAGCAGCCGUGACAAACCUGUAAGAGAACGUUCACAUUUACUAACUGCCACAGCCACCACGUCACAGCCAAAUGAAAGAACUUGCGUGCUCUGUAAAGAAAAACAUACAUUAUGUCAUUGUAAGAAUUUUACCAAACUGCAACCUGAAGAAAGAGCUGAUUAUGUCAAGACCAACAAUCUGUGUUUUAACUGUUUGGUGCCUGGGCAUUCUGCUUACCAGUGUAAGUUACAAAUGUCCUGUCGCUUAUGUAGAAGACGGCAUCACACUCUUCUCCACCGCCAUCAAGACUCGGCACAAACUGAGGAAAAGAAUCAACCGAGUGCAUCUCACCACGGGGUAGAAGAGAAAGAAGAGGUUAUAAAUAGCAUGGUGGCGUCACAUCACAGAACUAAGCAAAGUACAGCACUACUAGCCACAGCCAUGGUUUUAACGAGGAACGAGCAUAACCAAACCGUUGUUCUUCGUGCGCUAGUAGACCAAGGUUCGCAGGCUUCAUUUUUAAGCGAGAAGGCGGCUCAAACGCUCAAACUUACCAGGCAAUCAGCGAGAGGAAGUAUUAUCGGGGUGGGAUCUACUAGGACUAAUGUUGAUCACGUGGUUCAACUUAAGAUUGGCUCCCGCUGGAAUCCAAGCUUCGAAAUCAACAUACAAGCAUAUGUUAUGAGUAAACAGUUGACCACAAAGAUCCCCUCCAAAGCUGUAACUGUCACACAUUGGCCACAUCUAGAAGGACUCAACCUGGCAGAUCCAGACUACUACCAACCAGGUUCUAUAGACUUACUUCUUGGUGUUAAAGAGUAUGCACAGAUUGUGCAACCAACACUUAUUAAGGGCCCUCCAGGUUCUCCAUGUGCCCAAGAAACCAACCUGGGGUGGAUCCUCUUCGGAGAAAUCGAUAAUAACCAUGAAAAUGAAUCAUUUCUGGUCCUUCAUCAUCAAGUCCAUAUAGAUCAUAUGUUGAAAUCUCUCUGGGAAAUUGACAAUGAUAAAAAGAGAAUAUUAACAAAGGAAGAAAAGCUAUGUGAAACAAUAUAUGAAAGCACACAUACGAGAAAUAGUGAAGGAAGAUAUCUAGUAAGGCUGCCAUUUAAUACAAAUAAUCCAAUUUCGAUUGAAGGAAAUACGAAGGAAAUAGCUAGAAAAAGGUUACUUCAACUAGAAAGAAGAUUUAAGAAAGAAACUAAACUGAAAGAAGAUUAUACAAAGGUCAUGCAAGAAUACAUAAAAGCUAACUACAUGGAAGAAAUCCCUAAGAAUGAAAUAAAUGAGAGAAAAUCAGUAUACUUACCUCAUCACGCCGUGGUACACGCAGACAGAGAAACUUCUAAGACACGCGUAGUAUUUGAUGGUCCAGCGAAGGGCUCCAACUGCGUUUCUCUAAACGAUGAAUUGCUUGUAGGUCCGCAACUGCAAGAGGACUUAAGGAAUAUACUUAUGAGAUCGAGAUUACACCGUGUUUGCUAUGCAAGUGAUAUACAAAAGAUGUACCUGCAAAUAUUACUUUAUGAAGAAGACGCCGAUCGAUAUCAACGCCUUUUGUGGAGAGAGAAUGAUUCAGACCCGAUUAAAGAAUAUCGUAUGCUUCGUGUUACAUUUGGUACAGCGGCGGCUCCUCACCUGGCUGUAAGAACGCUUCACCAGGUGGCGGACGAUGAAGGUCGAAAUCAUCCAAUGGCUGUUCGAAUUAUUAAAGAAGAUUUUUACAUGGACGAUCUAAUGUCGGGGGAGAGCAGUGCUCCUGAAGCCAUAAAGAGAGCACAAGAAGUAGAUAAUAUUCUACAGAAAGGUGGAUUUGUAUUAUCAAAAUGGUCAUCCAAUUCUGCUGAAUUUUUGAAAUUUAUAGAACCAAACAAACGUACAUCUCUAGCACAGUUGGAUUUUAAAUUGGAUGGAAAAGUACAAGCCCUAGGUUUGAUAUGGAACCUGGGCACGGAUCAAUUUCAAUACAAGGUUAACUUACCAGCAAGGUCAAGCAGUAUUACAAAGAGAGGCAUACUAUCUGAUAUUCAAAGACUUUUUGACCCACUGGGAUGGAUCGCCCCUAGCUUUUUGGCUAUUUUGGCUAAGAUACUCAUACAAAGGCUAUGGCUAGAACCGAUUGGCUGGGAUGACGAGAUUAACCAAUCGCUGUUACACGAUUGGCUGACAAUAAGAGAAGACUUUGAACAUGUAAAAGAGAUAGGUAUUCCAAGAUGGCUAAACACAGUAAGCACACAGAUGGAAAACAUCGAGGUUCAUGGUUUCAGCGAUGCUUCCAUGAAAGCCUAUGCUGCUGUAGCUUACAUUCGUGUGAAGAGGGAAGAUGGUUCAGUAUUCACCAAUCUAUUAGCUGCCCGUACUAGAGUGGCACCACUCCGUACCGUGUCUCUACCACGCCUGGAGUUAUGUGGGGCGUUUUUAUUAGCAAAGUUACUUAAGCAAAUAGAAAAUGCAAUGCGUAUACCUACUUCUAACAUCUAUGCAUGGACAGAUUCAUCAAUUGUUCUUGCAUGGCUAUCUGGUGAUCCUCAUAGAUGGAAGACAUUCGUGGCGAACCGGGUCGUAGAAAUUGUAGAGAAUGUAAACACACAUCGAUGGUUCCAUGUAGCUUCGGAAGAGAAUCCUGCAGACAUCGGGUCGCGAGGCAUGCUGCUGGCGGACUUGAAACAGAAACAGUUGUGGUGGACAGGAAUGAAUGCUAUUACCAGAACGUCACUGUAG
Messenger RNA from Bombyx mori (domestic silkworm), 2946 nucleotides. RefSeq lists its product as uncharacterized. Lineage: Eukaryota; Metazoa; Arthropoda; Insecta; Lepidoptera; Bombycidae. The record is from RefSeq and is a predicted model, not a curated record. The transcript is spliced from 3 exons. Bases 1 to 2946 code for a protein of 981 amino acids.